Molecule: messenger RNA, 444 nt
Organism: Diaporthe citri
Lineage: Eukaryota; Fungi; Ascomycota; Sordariomycetes; Diaporthales; Diaporthaceae
Exons: 2
Coding region: 1-444 (147 amino acids)
Biological process (GO): positive regulation of translational termination; positive regulation of translational elongation
Molecular function (GO): ribosome binding; RNA binding; translation elongation factor activity
Source: RefSeq, a predicted model, not a curated record
AUGGCGUCCCAAAUCAACGACAACGCUGAGUACGACUUUGCGGCCGCCAACGCCGGCGCCGUGCCCACCUUCCCGGUGCAGGCGAACCAGCUCAAGCAGGGCGGCUACAUCGUCAUCGACGGACACCCGUGCAAGAUCACCAACAUUGCCAAGUCCAAGCCGGGCAAGCACGGCCACGCCAAGGUCGUCAUCACGGGGGUCGACAUCUUCACUGGCAAGAAGCACGACGCCGGUGGCCCUGCCGGCCACAGCAUGGACGUGCCUGUUGUGAAGCGCGCGAGCUACACGCUACUCAAUGAGAAGAUCGAUGUUCGGGUCCCUGAGGGGGAGCUGGGUGAGAGGAUCAGGGAGAAGUUCCGCGAGGGGAAGGAUUGCAGUGUGGUGGUUCUUGGUGCUAUGGGCCUGGAGAUUGCUGUCGAGGUCGCCGAGAAGGAUCGUGAGUGA